Entelurus aequoreus (snake pipefish) is the source of this 2012-nucleotide messenger RNA. It is a transcript of the gene ucn3l, whose product is annotated as urocortin 3, like. Gene Ontology annotation, molecular function: corticotropin-releasing hormone receptor 2 binding; hormone activity. The record is from RefSeq and is a predicted model, not a curated record. Bases 144 to 617 code for a protein of 157 amino acids. Gene Ontology annotation, biological process: adenylate cyclase-activating G protein-coupled receptor signaling pathway; digestion; hormone-mediated signaling pathway. NCBI's taxonomy places the organism in Eukaryota, Metazoa, Chordata, Actinopteri, Syngnathiformes, Syngnathidae. Gene Ontology annotation, cellular component: extracellular region. The transcript has 2 exons.
CCGCCUGGACACACACACACACACACACCCACACACACCCACACACACCCUGGUGGGAUUGUUUUCACUUUGGAAGGACGUGUUCUUUAUUUGCACCCAGGACUCGUUUGCAGAGGACAUCCAGACCCACACCCACGCACAGGAUGCUGUCGUCCUUCAAACCCCCGCUGCUGCUGCUGCUGCUGUCCGCGCUGUGCACGCCGUCCUCCAGCCUCUGUCCCCGCUUGUCCCGCGGACGUUUUUCCCUCCUGUGUGACCGCCAGAUGGCCGUCGGCUUCCGGGGCGACGACGACGACCUGGCCGGAUACGCCGUGGAGGACGAGGGCUGGGGGUCCCUCCUGCAGUCGGCGGAGCUCCUCUCGUCUUCCCCGGAGUCAGAGAGUCGGGAGAAAAGAACUUACAACGCGGCCAAGUCGCGCUUCCAGAGUCGGGCGAAGCUGCGGGGGCCUCUACUGCGCAGCCGCGGCAAAGCGGCGCGCAGGAGCCGGCUGACUUUGUCCUUGGACGUGCCGACCAACAUCAUGAACGUCCUCUUCGACGUGGCCAAAGCCCACAACAUGCGCGCAAAGGCGGCAGAGAACGCUCGUCUACUCGCUCAGAUCGGCCGGAGGAAGUAGAAUAACUUUUUUUUUUUUCUUUAAAGAAACUUUAUUUGCGUCAACAACUUCUUCUACUCUUGUUUAGUUUUGUUUUUUUUAACUUUAUUUCAACAACAAUAAUCAUCCCCAUAUUAUUUUACCAUACCAUACCAACUUUAUUUAUAAAGCCCUUUAAAAACAACCACAGUUGAAAAACAAAGGGCUGUACACCACAAAGAAAUAAAGGCAAAGGACAGACUAAAAAAUAAAAUUUAAAACAGAAGUAAAAUACACAUUAAAAAAGCAAAUACAAAAUUACCCUAAGAACAAUUUUGUUAGAUAAAAAGCAGUUAAAAAAGUUAAAAGUUAAAAACAGUUUAAAGUCUCAUGCUGGGUUAAAAGCCAGUGAAUAAAAAUGGGUUUUAAGAAGGGUCUUAAAAAUAGCCAAAGAAGGGGCCUGUCUCACAUGAAGUGGAAGAUCAUUCCAGAGUUUUGGGCCCGCAACAGAGAAGGCUCUGUCCCCCCUGAGCUUACGCUUGGAUUUGGGUACCUCCAGGAUCAGCUGAUCAGCUGACCUGAGGGACCGGGUGGGGGCAUAGAGGUGGAGCAGCUCAGAGAGGUAAGGUGGGGCAAGACCAUGUAAGGAUUUAAAAACAAGUAAGAUAAUUUUAAAAUGGACUCUAAAAGACACAGGCAGCCAGUGGAGGGAGGCUAAAACAGGAGUAAUGUGCUCUCUUUUUCUUGUGUUUGUUAAAAGUCGGGCAGCUGCAUUUUGGACCAGCUGCAGACGUGAGAGGGAGGACUGACUAAUUCCAAAAUAUAAAGCGUUACAGUAAUCCAGCCGCUUCUUUUCAUUGAAGUUUAAGAAGUUUAGGGCCAUCCAGGCCUUGAUGUCAUCAAGACAAGCAAGUAAUGGCUGUAUUGAAGAGGCAUGAUUUUUCUUUAACGGAAAAUAAAUUUGUGUGUCAUCAGCGUAACAAUGAAAACAAAUACCAUGCUUUCUUAGGAUUGAGCCCAGGGGAAGUAAAUAAAUAGAAAAGAGCAGUGGUCCUAAAACUGAGCCCUGUGGGACCCCACAUGUUAAGGGAGCAACAGAAGAUUCAGAACCAGCAACAUUUACAGAGAAGGUCCUGUUAGUCAAAUAUGACUUCAGCCAACUCAGGGCAGUACCACAGAUGCCCACUUGAUGUUGUAGGCGGCUAAUUAAAAUAUUAUGGUCCACCGUAUCAAAUGCUGCUGUUAGAUCGAGUAAAACUAAAAUCACAUGCAUUAUUUCAUCAUUAUUACUACCAAUAAUCUCCAAGUAUUAUGUUUUAAUGUAUUCCAACAACAAUCUCGUAGUAUUAUUCAUUAGAUUUUUACUUCCACACGCCUCACUUUGAGAAGUUGUCAAAGGGUCAAAGGUCACCGCUCCAUCAAGACAAUAAACGAAAA